AAUAAACAUCCGAUGACAUAACAGCGCUGUCAAAAACAACGCGACCGUUUCUCAAAACAAAUCGAACGAGGUGCAAAAAUAGUGCACAAAACCCCGUAAAAGCAAUACAGAACGAUAAGCAAAGAGAGGGCCGUUUUCGCUCGACACUCCGUCAAGUGUCAUCAUCACGAUAAAAGAGGGACAAGAAGUGUGCGCACACAAAGAAGACCAUCAGCAGAUGUAAAACCAGAGGAAACGAGAAAGAGAGCGCCUGUGUGCGUGAGAGAACAAUAGACGAUUGCAUCGCUCUGCUGUUUGUGUAGCGUAAAAAGCGCAGCUUCUUCUGCCUCUUCCGUUCGCUCGAAGACGGGAUCAGAUCCUUUUUCUUUAUCCGUGCGUGCGGUUCGUCGUGCGUGGUUCGCGCUUGGAAAAUUCUACCUACCGGAAAGGAACGUACGUGCACUUGGAAAGGGCUCGCUUUCAUCGCCAUCGUUUCACCCGUUGCUCACGCACCCCGUUACCUGUCCUAGCGUUUUCGAUCCGCUCGAUCGUUUUAUCGAGGCGAGGAAGAGGCUUCUCAAAACAACAAACCAACCCCCGUUGUGCGUGUGUGUGUGUGUGCAUAUAUCGCGUACCAUAGCCCUACAUUCUCAAAGCCCUUCGGACCACCAGAAGAGAAGACCAGUGUGCUGCGAUUAGUGGUAGUUCGUCGGGUCCGGUGCUCUUGAAUUUGAUCGGCUUUGGCAUUUUUGGUUGCAACAUUUUACGGCGAUAUUUGGAGGAAUCUUUAACCUUGUUACACCUACCGAGAGGGGGGAAGAAAAGUGAAACAAAUCCCACACACAACCACCCGCACAAACGCGUCCAAAAGCAAGCACCACCACCACCACAACUACCACCAAUAUUAACAGUACCGAGCCGAGCGUCCAAGUGUGUGUGUGUGUAUCCCGGUUGCCGCACGGAUUGCGCUCGUCCGGAAGAUCUCUCAUUCCGCUGUCCGCAUCUGUCCGGUGCUGGGUGUCCGGUCGGUCAACAAAGAUGUUUACCUGCCAGUGCCUGAACGUGUCGAUAGCCGUAAACGAUGAGAGCAGCACCGUCCCGACCGGUCCAACCGCCACCAACGAUCCCGGCCCAGUGACACUGAAAAACGAAACGAGUCUGCCGCGGCCACCGGCAGCCGUGAUUGCCCGCCUGGUGGAAGGAAAAUCACGAGAGCUGGCCAGCUUCUUCCAGGAGUCGGUUGGACCCCUGCAAGAUACUAGCGUGACCGUGCAGCUGACAAUGAUGCUGAAGACAAUCUCGUGCGAUGGCUGGAACGUGAACAAAUGUGUGAACUGUGGCUGCGUCGCAUUUGCCCGUAAUAGCUCCAACCCGGCGGCCAUCCUGAUCAAUGGAACACUAGCGGUCACCGCCGAGGAAGUGAAUCGGCGCAAGAGGCAGGAAAACUAUUCAUCCGCCUACAGAAUCGUGCUCGAUGGCCGAGCGGCCGAUUUUCGCGGCUUCUACCGGAAGGACCAGUACCGCAGCCUGUUUACGGCCGCGGCCAACACACUCGACAGUACGAACGAUCGGAACGAGCUGCUCGAAUCGUUGCGCGCGUUCAUGCGUGCCGAAACGCAGGCGGCCAACGAGCGGAUCGCACGCUUCACGCAGGAGCUAAACGAGCAGCUGAGCAACGUGCGCGACCGGGCCGAGCAGGACUAUCUGUUCCUGGCGCAAACAUUCGUACCUGAACUAGUAGAUAGUAGUAGAAGCGGAGGGCGUGGGGACGGGGCGGUGGCCACCGACGCUGCCACCAGCCCGACGACGCUGACGGAGAAAGCGCUUCAGCCGCUGCUAACGAGCUUGGGUACGCCGGUGGCCGCGGAUGUAGCCGGGGGUCAGCUGGAAACGCCACCACCGACCCCGGAGUGUAUGCCGAUGUCGACCGGGAACAGUCCACCGUCGAUUGUGAACGGUAGCAACGGUGCGUCCGUUAGCCCGGAGCGGCAGAGUUCGGAUACGCGCGGCUUCAAGCCGCUGCUAAAGCUUAGCAACAGUGCCGCCAAUACGAUUAACAAUAAUACUACGAACAGCAACCAAGGUGCCAUUAGCAAACCACCAACUCAGCAGCAGCAGCAGCAGCAGCAACAUUCCAUGAGUACAAAUCUCUUUGCCAAUCACGGCAAUAGCCUGGGAGCUGCCACAACGGUGCCAGGGCUCGCCGGUAGUGUCGGCAACCUAACAGGGGCUACACAUAGAUUUAGCAGCACCAUCCAUCAGCGGCCACAGCAGCAGAUGAUGUUCGAUUCGGACUGUCUGUUCGACAUUGACGGCAUGGAAAAUGACAAAACGCCCCCACCGGAUGCUAUUUCUGACGAGGAACCAUCGGAUUAUGAUGAAAUACCAGAUAACAACAAUCGAACGGAGGGCGGCAUAGUCAUACCGCGUCACCAGUACGGACGGCAGACCAGCUCGAUCGCGAAAAGUCUUCCGAUUUCAAUGCCGAAGAAAAUGGCCCCGUUCCGGGCGAACGAAGAUGAUCUCGAUGAGAUGGCCGAGGAUACGGUCGACAUUGCGGCCAGCAUCAAGGCCCUCGCCAAAAGCGUACACGGUGAGGCAGUGUUUGGCGAUCUUCCCCGUCGGCAGAUUCAAAAGUUCACCUCACAAAUAUGAGCGCGCGCGACGAUCUCCGAUCAACCUACCUGCUUCCUGCUUCUGUUACGCACAGAAACAACAGGAACCGCACGAGACACGAGAUAGACCGACAACGGAUGUGGAUACGAUCCGGAUCAUCAUCAACAUCGUGAUAUAGAUUUGCGCACGUGUUUCAGUAGUACACUGCGGCGUUGGCGGUUUGAUUGAACCAGUUGUUUUGGAAGCUAUUGCUGUGCUAAUAAUGCCGCCUGUAUCAUCUCCUUUAUCAAUCCCUCCUCAGCCUGGGAGUAGGAUAAGUCAUUUGGCACCAUAAUUUUGAACGUUUUGUUUAAGCUUAGUUUUAAGUUUUUAAUGCGUUUUUACUUUUUCGAUUUUCAUGUGGAAACGGCUAGGAAGCAGACGGACGGAUGCAGAUUUGCCUUCUUUUCUUUCGCUAAAUUUAGUCCAUUUCAUCCACCGCAGCUGAAGAGCUCGUUUCGUUGCAAUACUUCUUUCACUCUGCGGAACUCGGAACGUAAACGUCCAAGUUUCUUUUUUUUUUCUUCGUCGAUUUUAUCCUAAAUUAAUUCAUUUCACCAGUUUUAAUGAAAAGAUUGUUUGAACUCUCUUAACCAAAAACAAUCAAACGGAAUGAACUUUGUUUUGAAAGUUGAUCGAAUUGCAUACUUCCCGGCGUUGUUUCCCGAUACAACCCCAGUCGAGUGGAUCGGCGAUGGUUAAGUGAAAGCGAAGGCGUAUUUUCCCUCCUUCGAUUGGUUGUAACUUUACCGUUCAGUGCAGUGUACUACUACUACUACCACUACAUAUAUAGCGUGACUUGUGAGGUUAAUUUUUUGUAAGUCGUUACAAUAUUAGCGUUUAUGCAACAGAGAAUGCGUGCUGUGAAACGAAGCAGGAAAAUGGGGCAAAAACAAUCAGUGAGCUGAAUUACGACGAAAAGGGAGUAACUCUAAUGGUCGACAUUUGCUAUGUUCAAUUCGCAUCAUACGGCUCUGCAUUCUCGUCCAUUGCUUGUCAGAAGACCAAUGCUAGACCAUCCUUCUACCCAGCCCGUUAUUAUGCCAUGUUUUCAAGUACAAGUACAUCCGUGUUAGACUGUAUCAUCUCUACCAUGUGGGUCCAGUUCGUGUUUUCUUUUUUUUUUUAACUAUAAAAUAAAACAUCCAGUCUCUACGGAAGGUCAGCCCCCUGCCCGG
Anopheles stephensi (Asian malaria mosquito) is the source of this 3812-nucleotide messenger RNA. RefSeq lists its product as uncharacterized. The transcript has 6 exons. The record is from RefSeq and is a predicted model, not a curated record. Lineage: Eukaryota; Metazoa; Arthropoda; Insecta; Diptera; Culicidae. Gene Ontology annotation, cellular component: cytoplasm. Gene Ontology annotation, biological process: negative regulation of protein kinase activity; negative regulation of TOR signaling; neurotrophin TRK receptor signaling pathway. Bases 1018 to 2634 code for a protein of 538 amino acids.